Messenger RNA from Acanthoscelides obtectus, 565 nucleotides. NCBI's taxonomy places the organism in Eukaryota, Metazoa, Arthropoda, Insecta, Coleoptera, Chrysomelidae. The record is from the annotation of a GenBank genome assembly.
GCCAUGAAAAAAAUAUCAUCACAAUUUUCCAGUUUGCAUGCAACAUUUUAAAAUGGCAACAUUCAUCUGGAUUCUGCCAGUUUUUUAUGCGCUUUUCAGUCAAAGUCAGGCCGCAAAUAUAGUGACAAGUAGCUUCGUGAGCUGCCCUGAUCCAGCUAAUGCUCUAAGUGCAAACCUGGUAGCUGAAAGACUUGUAGAUGAAGCAGGAAAGUUUCUUGGAACACUAACUAAAGAAAUUGCACUUCCUGAAACAGGACUAUUCCCAACGCCCAUCAGUUGUAUUUUGAUAACUGAUUUGUCCGGGGAUGGAUCCGGAGGAAGAAUCUCUAUAACAGGAGGAGGGGUGAAGGAUCAAUAUGUACACGUCACUGUUGUAUCCAAGUUUUCCAAAGGAUUAAAAUAUAAGAUUCAAGUUUUCGCACCCAACUAGGUUCAUUUUCUUAUGAACGAAAAAGUUGUUCUUUUCUUAAUAAAGAGAUAUGCAUUGAAUUUUGUGUGGUUAUUGCACGUUGUAAAAAUAGUGCGGUAGUUUCAAUCGAAACUUAUCAGUUGCGUCACUAUAUAU